CGGUACCAAGAUGGCGGCGGCCGCCGAGUUGGCCGCCCUGGUGCGCUGCUGGCUCUGCCUGCUGCUGGGGCUGCCCGCGAUAAACGUAUAUGGAGCACAGCUGUCAUCAGAAGCUUGCAGGGAACUUGGCUUCUCCAGUAACUUGCUCUGCAGCUCCUGCAACCUUCUUGGACAGUUCAGUCUGAAUCAGUUGGAUCCAUUCUGUAGGCAGUGCUGCCAAGAAGAAGCUCAGCUGGAAACCAGAAAGCUUUAUGCAGGAGCUGUCCUAGAAGUAUGUGGAUGAAAAUUGGGAAGGUUCCCUCAAGUCCAGGCUUUUGUCAGGAGUGACAAGCCUAAGCUCUUCAGGGGACUGCAAAUCAAGUACGUGCGUGGUUCUGACCCUGUACUGAAGCUGCUGGACGACAGUGGGAACAUUGCAGAAGAACUGAGCAUCCUCAAGUGGAAUACAGACAGCGUGGAAGAGUUUCUAAGUGAAAAAUUAGAGCGUCUAUAAAUCAUUGCUUUUGUGUUCCCUUUUCAGGUCUUUUCAUGGUAAUCAUCUCAGAUGAAAUGUGCUACAAUUGAAAAAACAUUCCAGUUUCUAUGUUAAUUUUAAAAUACCUUUUGUGCUGUACUAAACAGCUUGUAAUUGGAAGGGAAGCUUCAGAACACAUCUGACAAAUUGACAAACAAAAGAGCUUGUCUUAUAUUUCAGUUCUUGGUGCAUUUAUCACUAACAAAAUGCUUUGUUUCCAACUUCGUUGUGCAAAUAUAAUUUUGUUAUAAUUGGACCAUUUUUUUUUAUACAAACACCCUUUAAAUUUAAAAGCUUCAGAUAAUUGAAAUGGUUACCAUGUUCUUCUGUGCUGCUCUUUGUAAACAUUUCACAACCAAAAGCAAUGUAACAUCUCCCAGAGAACCUUGACUGCUAACACCCUCUUCUUUUUUGUAUUUGCAAUCUCUCUUUUUUAGAAGUAUUGUUGACCAUGAGUAUGUAGUUCACAGGCUUUGAAGCUGAUGGAGGAACUCAUGUUCUGGUGCUGCAAAACAUUUGGUAAGCACACUUUAGUGAAGACUGCAUAGAAAACCUCUGAGGUAUGUGCUAGUCAGAUGUCAGGUGUGCUUUGCAUCAAGUGUUUUGCUUCAGAGAACAUGAAGUAGAAGGAAGAGUUUUUCAAGACCUGUAAUUUUCACAAAUUUAUUGGGAUUCUCUCUAUCAAAUAAAUUUAUAAACUGCUCUUUUAAAAUGCUUUUCUUUCUCAUUUGCAAUUUACAUGCACAGACAAAUCUCUUAUGACUUGUCAGCUUUUCCCCCCCCACUUAGAGCAAAUAAAUACAACAAGCAAGAAUAGUGCUUUUUUACUUUUCAGUUUAAUCCUUUAACUACUUCAUGCUCACCAGUUUUUGGAUGGAUGGGUGUUAGACCAUAGCCUGAAUUGGUACCCAAUUUUAUUCUUCAUAUAUAACUUUAUAUCUCAAGAGAUUUAUUUUCUUUACAGUUUACACCCCAAAACUUGUGGAAGAAAUUAUCAGCUUCAUAGCAGAACCAGAAUAAUAAUCUAGAGACCCAACUCACACUAAACCAGCAGGAUUCGAUGCUCUGAGGGUGAUUCUGUAGGCCUGGCUUUCUGAGUUUUUGUUCUCUGAAACAUCCCUAUAAACUUUUAGAAGGUGGGUACCGCUUAGUCAUGAUAUCAUCCUCUUUCUUUUAUGUUCCACUCCUAUCCAUUACAAAGGUAGCAGUGAAACACAUUGCCCAUCUCCCACAUGAUUCAGCACUGGGACAGCUACAAGAGCGGUUACUGCUGCCUCUGCCAAACCAAAUUCAAACUCUACCAAAAAAAAA
Gallus gallus (chicken) is the source of this 1825-nucleotide messenger RNA. RefSeq names its product selenoprotein F (gene SELENOF). Gene Ontology annotation, cellular component: endoplasmic reticulum lumen. The record is from RefSeq and is marked reviewed. NCBI's taxonomy places the organism in Eukaryota, Metazoa, Chordata, Aves, Galliformes, Phasianidae. Gene Ontology annotation, molecular function: oxidoreductase activity.